This is a messenger RNA of Puccinia graminis f. sp. tritici CRL 75-36-700-3, 1566 nucleotides long. RefSeq lists its product as uncharacterized. The record is from RefSeq and is a predicted model, not a curated record. Gene Ontology annotation, molecular function: beta-glucosidase activity. The transcript is spliced from 12 exons. Gene Ontology annotation, biological process: glucan catabolic process. Gene Ontology annotation, cellular component: cell surface; extracellular region. Bases 1 to 1566 code for a protein of 521 amino acids. Lineage: Eukaryota; Fungi; Basidiomycota; Pucciniomycetes; Pucciniales; Pucciniaceae.
AUGAUUUCCAACAAAUGUUAUCUGAGCCUUCUUGGCCUGGUCCUUUUCACCUUUCAAACCACCGCCAAGCUCCCAGAAACCUACAAGUAUGGCACUAACAUUGGUGGCUGGCUUUUGAGCGAACCUUGGAUGAAACCAGUCGAGUGGGCCGCAAUGGGGGGCGAAUAUUGCCCCGGAGACAGCUCAACAUGUGCUGCAAGUGAAUGGAGUCUUGCACGCAAAUUAGGACAAAAGCGUGCCAAUGAAGCCUUUCUGAAGCACUGGAAAUCUUGGUUUAAUCAAGAGCAUGUUGACCAACUCAAGGCAUUAAAGCUGGAUCACGUUAGAAUCCCGCUUGGCUUCUGGAUUGUUGAAGAGCUUGUCGAGGCCCCAGCUGAGCUCUAUGCCCAAGGAGGCUGGGCGGAACUGAAAAGAGGACUCCGCCAACUCCGCGACGCCGGCUUCCAUGUAUCACUCGACAUGCAUGCGCUGCCUGGAGUAUCAGCUUCAAACCAGAUGUUUGCAGGAAACGUUACUUCAGACGUCCAAUUUUACAAAGAUCACAACUACCAGCGGGCUCUUACUUGGAGCGCCGUACUGACAUCCAUGUCUCAUCUGGAUCCUGACUUCUCCAGCGUUGUGGCAAUCCAGUGCAUCAACGAGCCCCUCAGUGAUGCGAACCUUACUCCAGGAUUAGAACAAUAUUACUCAGAUUUUGUAACCAUCACUCGCGUCAUUGAAUAUGCCAUCGGUGUCGAGUGCGAGGCUGACCUAAAAAAGUCUAUUCAAAGACUUUCCCGAUCUAAAAAUGCCAUGGUGGCCUUAGAGGCCGCGAUCCCUUUGAUUGUCACUUAUGCUGGCAAAGCAAAAGUGGACGUUGAUUCCAAGAUACUCGGUGUUCUCAAGACCUCUCUGUCAAAUCCCAGUCCAGUCAUAACAGCUGCAGCGCCCGUCAACACUGGGAGCAUUCGCGCCACGUCCAGAUCAAAGAUUUACCCCGCACCGAAAUCCACGAAAGACAUCUUGAAGCGUCACGAAUUACCGCGACGUGAGGAUAUAAAAAGUCAAGCUAAGCGUUCAUCAUGCUUAGCUACCAUGGCCAUGCCUAAAAGAUGGCAAUGGAAAGGAGAGGGCAACUCCAUGGCAAACCAUACUUUGGGACCCGCCGCUUACGAUGAUCACAUGUACUUUGCGUAUGGUGGAGUGGCCGAUCCAAACUUAAAAUCAUACUUGACAACUAUGUGCAAUCAGCAACAUUUCCAGGAAGCGAAAAAGCUUGGCGAGUCGCCGUACGGCCAUGGCGAGUUCUCGUUGGCCAACAAUUUCAACGCGACACACGAUCAACUUCGGCAAUGGGGUGACGCUCAAAGAUAUGUGUUCAACCAGGAGCAUUUUUGGACCUUUUGGAGCUUCAGGCUUGGCAAAGUGAUGGAACCGAACCUCACUCAAAUGAUGAUAGACAGCUGGUCUUAUUUAGGCGCAGUUGAAGCUGGGAUAUGGCCAAAAGAUCCAGCUGAGUAUUACAAUCCCUCGAUAUGCGAGCCCUAUCUGAAAUCGCCCGAUAAACAGGAGAAGACCCAGGAUUAG